CUGAAAGGAUACGAGUGAGUGAAAAUUAUAAAUGAAUAAAUUCAGUUCAGAGAAACAAACACUAUAAAGCUCAAAUAACCUAUACAAAACAGGACCCUGAUGAAUCGGAUUUCUUGAAAAUCAUCAACAAAGACGAAUCUUUUUUGCGCCUGAAAAAGAUAACAACUAAAGCGAACCAUAUACGGGAAACAGUAGUUAAAAUUAUGCCCAUUGAAAGUGAUAUUCUCGCCCAACUAAAGCAAUUCAUCCGAGAGGAAAACAAUAAACAAACAGAAGCAUUGAAGAAGAACUUCAAGGAAGAAAUUGAUGGAAUAAAGUCGGAGAUCUAUGAGCUCAGGAAAAAUAUUGAAGACCAGGCAGAUAAAGUACGAACUCUAGAAAAUUCGACAGAAAUACUAGAGCAAAAAUUCAAAAACAUAGAUCGAAGAUUAAGGAAAAAUAAUAUAGUAAUUUUUGGCUUCAAUGUCCCCAAAGAAGAUCUGAUUGAAUGCACAAUUGCUGGUCUGAAUCAAUUGCUAAAUCUUGAUUUGCAGAAGACCAAUAUAAAUAACAUUCAGCUAAUUGGGAAACGUGAAACAAACCGUCCAAUACUAGUCGAAUUUGUUUCAUACCUAACGAAACAAGAAGUUUUGAAGAAUUGCAAAAACCUAAAAGGCUCUAAGAUAUCAAUUACAGAGGAUCUAUCUAAGGAAGACCAAUUAACACGAAAAUCGCUCCUGAAACAUCAGGCAAUCGCCAGACACAAAGGAAUGAAUGCAUAUAUAAGAGGAAACAAACUUGUUAUAAACAAAGACAUAUACUCCUUGGAAGAACUCGAUACUGAAGAUCACCAUAACAUCGUAGAAGCUGAGAGAGCAAGUAGUGCCCCACCAACACCAAUAGCUGCAAAGUCAUUGGAAAGAAACCAAAACGAAACAGAAAACCCACAGAUUCCCGAGUUUCACAAAUCCCUGAAAGAUAAGAAACAAGAAGAAGAGCAACUACAGGUAUUUAGACCUAUUACAAGACAUUUUUCUGAGAAAUCAACUGGAAAUAAAAAAUUUGUAAGUACACCGCCGGCUCAGCAAACUACAGCAAACUCCAAGAACAUCUAUAAGAAAAAAUGA
Messenger RNA from Phaedon cochleariae (mustard beetle), 1106 nucleotides. Lineage: Eukaryota; Metazoa; Arthropoda; Insecta; Coleoptera; Chrysomelidae. The record is from the annotation of a GenBank genome assembly.